GACGCGGUAGCGAGAGAUCAGGUGAAAUCUAUUGAGUCGCAGUGUCGAUGAAUCGGGACGUUUGAGAGAGUGGUGGUGGGCUUCGCACUUCGACAGGAAGGCAAGGAAAACAAUCGGGUCGAGUGCACGCAUCUCGCCGAGAUGGCCGACAACGAGCAGAAGGCGUUGCAACUGGUGGCGGAGGCCGAAAGGAAGCUGUCGUCGUCGAAGGGCUUCUUCGGCGCCCUAUUCGGGAGCUCAUCGAAGGUCGAGGAAGCGGUGGAAUGUUACCAACGAGCGGCGAACAUGUUCAAAAUGGCAAAGAAAUGGAGCUCGGCGGGAAAGGCGUUUUACGAUGCGGCAGAUUUGCAUGCAAAGGCGGGUAGUCGACAUGACGCAGCUAACAAUUAUGUAGACGCUGCCAAUUGUUUUAAGAAAUCUGAUACAAACGAGGCAAUCAGCUGCCUGCUGAAAGCCAUUGAGAUCUACACCGAUAUGGGUCGUUUUACGAUGGCAGCUAAGCAUCACCAGAGCAUAGCCGAGAUUUACGAAAGCGAGGCGGUAGACCUAGAACGGGCGGUGCAUCACUAUGAGCAGGCUGCGGAUUAUUUCCGCGGAGAGGAGAGCAACUCCUCCGCGAACAAGUGUCUUCUGAAAGUUGCGCAAUACGCCGCGCAACUUGAAAAUUAUGAUAAGGCCAUUCAGAUCUAUGAACAGGUUGCUUCCGCGUCAUUAGAAAGUUCUUUAUUAAAAUACAGCGCCAAGGAAUAUUUCUUCCGUGCCGCGUUGUGCCACUUGUGUGUGGACUCGUUAAACGCCCAACAUGCAAUUGAACGUUAUCAGGAACAAUAUCCUGCUUUCCAAGACGCUAGGGAAUACAAACUGGUAAAGACGUUGAUAGAGCAUUUGGAGGAUCAGAAUCUAGAAGGUUACACAGAUGCAGUAAAGGAAUACGAUUCAAUUUCAAGAUUGGAUCAGUGGUAUACAACAAUAUUGUUACGUAUAAAAAAGCAAAUUAACGAUAAUCCGGAUUUACGCUGAUCAGUUGUUCCUUAUUUAUGUUAUUUUCUGUCAACGAUAUUAUUCUCAGACCAUGUAUAUUUAUUAUUGAGUCACGCUCUAUUUUCAGUGGAAACUAUAAAGUAGUUUUGUUUUUAUAUAUUUGAAUGUUUAAUCGCUUAUAUUAGUCCCCCGUAAGGUUUUGACAAAUUUUUUGUUGUUUAUAUAAGUUUUUUAACCCGUUGACUGUGUAUGACGGCUAUAGCCGCAACGUAAAAAAAACAAAGUAAAACUUUCUGAAUUUGCUUGAAACUUAUUACUCGGGAGUUUCUGGGGUCGUUGAUUCCGAAUCCGAAGUCAGAUGUACAAAGUUCAAAAUGACGGAUCCAAUAUGGCGGAUCAAAAUUACAAAAAAUGGUCUGAUUUUUAUUAAAUUUGGUACCCUUAUGUUUUUUUGGGUCUCUGAAUCCGAAUAUGAAAUCAAAAUUCAAAAAUGGCGGAUGCAAUAUGGCGCUUCAAAAUAAUAAUUCCACCUAUUUUUUGUAAUUUUGAUCCGCCAUAUUGAACCCACCAUUUUGAAUUUUGUAAAUCUGACAUAUUCGGAUUCAGAGACCCAAAAAACAUAAGGGUACCAAGUUUCAUAAUAAUCCGAUGAACUUUCUUUUCAACACACUUUUGGCCCAAAUAGUAAUUCUCUUACACAGCCAAUGGGUUAAAUCGUUAAGAGUAUCCAUGAAAUUGUGGAGAAUUAUGGUAUACAAGAAUGUGAGAGACGAUUAUUCCGAACGUCGUAAUCCUUAAAAUAAAUUUUUUUUUAAAUGAAAUACACAGCCUUACUGUCAGAUAUAUUGGCGAGUAUUAAACCAAGAGUAUCAUGGUUUUUGUUGUAAACUAAUAGUCUAGAGUCUUUACUUUCCUUGCCUUGGGUACUUUGUACAUUUCAUUUCCUUUAAAAAAUCAUACUCUUACUGUGGGUAAACCUUAACAAAAGGGGACUCAGGCCCAAUGACCUUGACCUUGACGUAUGUUGUCAAGAUCACUUUCCUGAGUGAUAUUCAAGAGAUUUUAGCCGGAGCUCGUGAUUCGUUAAAAAGUUAUUAAAUUAAAAAAGUUUAAUAAUUUGCUGGAAUUUUCUGAUAUCAUGUACAAUUAAAAAAAAUAUGGGUAAAUCUUAACAAAAGAGGACCCAGCCCUAUUAAAUAAUAAAUUUAUUAUUAAAAUAAAGUACGCAUUUUUACGUGCUUUAAAAUAAGGCUCUAUUAAUUUAUUAUUAUCCAAAUUAUGUAUGCAAAGUCGCAAAUCCGUAGGCACCCUGCCUACGCGUUCUCUGCAUCACAUGGGUUUGCAACUUUGCAUAAAAGAUCAGGAUAAUAAAUUAAUAUAUUUUUUAUUUUAAAGCACGCAAAAAUGUGUUUUAUUUUAAUAACGAAUUUAUUAUUUAUUGAGGUAGGGUUUCCUUUUGUUAUCCAUAUUUCUUUGUAGAGUUUAGAUUAGGAUAAGAAUAAUUAAGUUUAAAUUAGGAUAAUAAUAAAUUAAUAGAUUUUCUUAUUUUAAAGCACGCAAUUUUGCAUGCUUUAUUUUAAUAAUGAAUUUAUUAUUGUACUGGAUACAUUUUUCUUUUUUUGUUUAUAACUUUUUAACAAACAAUGAGCAUCGGCUAAAAUCUCUUGAACAUCACUCAGGAGGGUGACCUUGGUAACAUAUGUCAAAGUCAAGGUAAUUGAGGCUGGGUGCCCUUUUGUUAAGGUUUAUCUUACUAUGAAUUAAUCCAGAUUGUUAUAGACUUUAUGUUUAAAAGCCUAAAUAAUAGACUGCUUACAAAUAGCUGUAUAUUGGAUCGUUUAAUUUCUUAUUUAUUCUUUCCAGUCUUUGCAACAGUUUUUCAAUUAUGUUUUCUGCUUUUGUUUAACAAAUCAAGAAGCAAAUAUUGUAUAUUAAAGAAAAAAUAUGCAAAUGUCGAUGUAGAUCGUGGUUAAUAAGUACGUGAAUUAAAAAAUUGUUAACAAUAAAAUUUAACUUUUAUUGUUACGAAAUUUUAAAUUUGCACACUGUUAAUUGUGGAAGCUCACAUCGACAUAUUUGCAUUUUUUUUCUUUGUUUUAUUCCAUGGAGUCUUUUUUAUUGUUAUUGUAUAUUAUUUGAAUGUACAUAAUGUAUAUUUAUUGAAAAAAAUUUUUUCCUUUCGUUCUUUAAAAUACGACUACUAACACGACUAUUUCACUUCUGCUUUUUUCUUUUUUGCAAUAUUUUAUGGUGAAAGGAAUUAUGAUCAAAUAUAAUCGAUCAUUAUUUGUCACUCUUGCACUGCCAAAGUAUGAAGGUGACGAGUGUAGUAUAAUUACGUCUAAUUGGUGCAGAUUUUAUGGCUUGUUUUUCUCCGUCUCUACUCUUCUCCCUCUCUGGUCUUUUCCGUUUUGUAUUCGUCUGAUUUUUGGAAACAGGGUUAUUAUUUGUAUAAGUUUACAGCUUUAAGUCGAGCGAUACUAUUAGCGUAACACGAUACAUAUUCCUUCCCAAUAUCGAACUAAAGAUACACGUCGAUAUAUCCAUUACACGAAUGUUUUCCGCAAUAAUGUAGUGCUGUAUCUAAUCUAGUACUUAUUGCCUACGGAUAAGCGUACUCCUACAGAAAAAAAAGAAAAUGAAGUAAGCGGAUAGGGAACAUGAUCGCGAAGUGCAUUUACAAUUGGAAUACCGUAACUAUUGCGUACUAGAAUUUGAGUAUAUAGAUUUUUCUAUAUUUUUUUCACAUUACUUGCUGUAUUACUGCAAUUCUACCAUGUAUCAGUUUAUAAUCAGUAAUUUUAUGGUACAGCAUCACCUUUUUUCGAUAUUUGUAGGACACAUGUAAAACAUUAAUAUUAAACUUAUAAAAAUCUUCAAUAUAUUAUUCUCACGACAGCUGCGGGAGGUUGCUCAUGCACCCAAGCGUAGAUCUAUAAUUUAGUGGAAAAUUGAUUUAAUAAUGGUCGCGUUAAGAAUCUUCGCAUUUUAUAUAAGAGCAUCGUAUAUAAAUAAUAUAUAUAUUGGUACGAUAUCUCAGUGACAAGACAUAUGAUUCCACUGUUAACUAGGAAUAGAAAGGAUUAUCUGCAUGCACGCGAUUAACGGAACAUGCACUUAGCGUAAGCAUAUGUAUACUAUUAUUUGAGAAAAAAAGAAAAAUUGGGGACACGUAAAUAAUAAAAAUUUUAAAUUCUA
This is a messenger RNA of Monomorium pharaonis (pharaoh ant), 4179 nucleotides long. RefSeq names its product alpha-soluble NSF attachment protein (gene alphaSnap). Gene Ontology annotation, biological process: SNARE complex disassembly; intracellular protein transport. NCBI's taxonomy places the organism in Eukaryota, Metazoa, Arthropoda, Insecta, Hymenoptera, Formicidae. Bases 142 to 1020 code for a protein of 292 amino acids. The record is from RefSeq and is a predicted model, not a curated record. Gene Ontology annotation, cellular component: SNARE complex; vacuolar membrane. The transcript is spliced from 5 exons. Gene Ontology annotation, molecular function: soluble NSF attachment protein activity; syntaxin binding.